Messenger RNA from Knipowitschia caucasica, 651 nucleotides. Lineage: Eukaryota; Metazoa; Chordata; Actinopteri; Gobiiformes; Gobiidae. The record is from the annotation of a GenBank genome assembly.
AUGGAGAAGAACAAUUUGCUGAUGUGCCAGCCCCUAAACUCCCCCAUCACUCCCUCUCAACCUUCAGUCUUCCCCCCUCCCCUCUCGGCCCAUGCCAGCCACUCGUUCGAGAGUAACUCUCAGGACGACACAGACGAGGAAAUUGGUUUGUCGUCAUCCGACGAUGAGAGUACUCGGACAUGUGCAAGCCCCACCCCCUCGAGCAGCAGCUUCAAUGUAGAAGUCCGGUCAGGAACCAGCACACCGACCUGCUCGGUAUCGAGCAAGGAGUUCGACCCCCCUAAUCCACCGGCUACUAAAAAGAGGAGGGUGAAUCCAGGGCCAACUGAGAGAGCAGCCGACCGCCUAAAUAGGGAAAAGAUGGCUGUGCUAAAUAGCAUUGCAGAGAGCAUCGCGAAGCCUCUUUCCCUACCAGACAUGGAAGAGGAGAGAAUGGAUGAGGAUGAUGUUUUUGGCCAGUAUGUCGCCAGUCGACUCCGAAAGAUAAAAGACCAAAGGACAAAAACUAGGCUGAUUGCAGUUCUAAACAAUGCCAUUUCUGAAGCUGAGCUGUCCAUCUUAGACGCUAUGAUGCCUAACUUCACAAAUCAAUCACCCCAACAGCCAGCUCACUAUCAGGCUGGGGGAUACGUGCACUUUUUAAAUUCAUAA